This is a messenger RNA of Protopolystoma xenopodis, 671 nucleotides long. NCBI's taxonomy places the organism in Eukaryota, Metazoa, Platyhelminthes, Monogenea, Polystomatidea, Polystomatidae. The record is from the annotation of a GenBank genome assembly.
ACGACAAAUUUGUUUUGCUUAUUGGAAAGCUUGGCUUUAUUUCAACAAUGAGUGUUCUCCUCCUCAAGUCGCUAAAUGAUGAUCUCGAGUCUUCAUCGCAAGACCAUUAUGUACAACGCUUAAGAAGCGCUGGAUUUACGGCAGACGUAAUUGAAAGCUUACGUUUUGAAUAUUUACCCGAGAAUCUAUCUAUCCUAGCUGAUUGGAGAAAUAAAUAUAGUGCUGUUAUAUUUACUAGUCCCCGGUCUUUAAGAGCACUUAAAAAGUGCAAGAUAUAUGGUAAAGAAAGCGAUCUUUGUUUUGUUGUCGGAAGGGCAUCUGCCGAGUUGGCCUGUGAACUUCACUUCGACCCUAAAGGGGCAGAAUGUGGGGAUUCACAUACGCUAGCAGAAUUUAUUGUCAAUAAUUAUAAGAAAAAAAUCGAUAAACCUGUUUUAUUCGUCACUGGUGAACAGCAUCUGGACGAUUUGCCAAGAUUUUUGGAUGCAAAUGGCAUAAAAGUUGACACAACUGUAGCCUAUGUUUCUACAGUAAAUAAGGAUUCUACAGAAAAACUCCGUCUUGCCUUAUGUGAAGGAGCCUCAGCCCCCGACUACUUAGAUGUAAUUGCCAAGAUCCGGAUUUCUGAUAGUAUGGGAAAAUCUCGGGCAAACACAUUUUUGGAAGAGUGA